GGCGAAGGUACGGGUGGCGGCGAGGGGUCAAUUCGCACCAGGCGUGGGGUUGGCGCUGAGGCGGUCGGAGGUGGUUGGAGGUGGUUGGGGUUGGGUGGGAGGAGAUCUGCUAGCACACACGAGGAGGGUUGAGCCGUUGCUGCCGCCGCGGUCGUCGUUGCGAGUGCGAAGCCGGGAUUAAAGGUGCUGCCGCGACGACGCCGGAGAUUGUGUAGUUAGCUCUCCCAGCCUCUCUGCCUCGCAGCUUCCCGGGCUCAGCGCGGCCUGCUCCACCCCGGCCCAUCGCCCCCGCCUCCAUUUCCCGCCCUCUCUUCACCACACACACGGCCCCCCCGAUCAUGGAUCCGGGCAGUGGUGGCGGCGGCGGUGGCGGAGGAGGUGGGAGCAGCAGCGGCAGCAGCAGCAGCGACUCGGCACCGGAUUGCUGGGACCAGGCGGACAUGGAAGCCCCCGGACCGGGACCGUGCGGCGGCGCCGGCGGCCCUUUGGCAGCGGCGGCGGCCGAGGCCCAGCGUGAGCACCUCAGCGCGGCCUUCAGCCGGCAACUCAACGUCAACGCCAAGCCCUUCGUGCCCAACGUCCACGCCGCGGAGUUCGUGCCGUCCUUCCUGCGGGGCCCGGCCCAGCCGUCAGCACCCCCAGCUGGCGCCGCCGCCAACAACCACGGAGCCGGCAGCGGCGCGGGAGGCCCUUCGGCACCUGUGGAACCUUCUCAAGAGGAGCAGUCAUUGUUGUGUGAAGGUUCAAAUUCAGCUGUUAGCAUGGAACUUUCAGAACCUGUUGUAGAAAAUGGGGAGACAGAAAUGUCCCCAGAAGAAUCAUGGGAGCACAAAGAAGAAAUAAGUGAAGCAGAGACAGGGGUUGGUCCCUUGGGAGAUGGAAGGCCCACAGAGGAAAGUGCCCAGGAAAUGAUGGAGGAGGAAGAAGAAAUACCAAAACCCAAGUCUGUGGUUGCACCGCCAGGUGCUCCUAAGAAAGAACAUGUAAAUGUCGUGUUCAUUGGGCACGUAGAUGCUGGCAAGUCAACCAUAGGAGGACAAAUAAUGUAUUUGACUGGAAUGGUUGACAAAAGGACACUUGAAAAAUAUGAAAGAGAAGCUAAAGAAAAAAACAGAGAAACUUGGUACCUGUCUUGGGCCCUAGACACAAAUCAGGAAGAACGAGACAAGGGUAAAACAGUAGAAGUGGGUCGUGCCUAUUUUGAAACAGAAAAGAAGCAUUUUACAAUUCUUGAUGCCCCUGGCCACAAGAGUUUUGUCCCAAAUAUGAUUGGUGGUGCUUCUCAAGCUGAUUUGGCUGUACUGGUAAUCUCUGCCAGGAAAGGAGAGUUUGAAACUGGAUUUGAAAAAGGAGGACAAACAAGAGAACAUGCAAUGUUGGCAAAAACAGCAGGCGUAAAACACUUAAUUGUGCUUAUUAAUAAAAUGGAUGAUCCAACAGUAAAUUGGAGCAAUGAGAGAUAUGAAGAAUGUAAAGAGAAACUAGUGCCAUUUUUGAAAAAAGUUGGCUUCAAUCCCAAAAAGGACAUUCACUUCAUGCCCUGCUCAGGACUGACUGGAGCAAAUCUUAAAGAGCAAUCAGAUUUCUGUCCUUGGUACAUUGGAUUACCAUUUAUUCCAUAUCUGGAUAAUUUGCCAAACUUCAAUAGAUCAGUUGAUGGACCAAUCAGGCUGCCAAUUGUGGACAAGUACAAGGAUAUGGGCACUGUGGUCCUGGGAAAGCUGGAAUCAGGAUCUAUUUGUAAAGGCCAGCAGCUUGUGAUGAUGCCAAACAAGCACAAUGUGGAAGUUCUUGGAAUCCUUUCCGAUGAUGUAGAAACUGAUUCUGUAGCCCCAGGUGAAAACCUCAAAAUCAGACUGAAAGGAAUUGAAGAGGAGGAGAUUCUUCCAGGGUUCAUACUUUGUGAUCCUAAUAAUCUUUGUCAUUCUGGUCGCACAUUUGAUGCCCAGAUAGUGAUUAUAGAGCACAAGUCCAUCAUCUGCCCAGGCUAUAACGCGGUGCUGCAUAUCCAUACCUGUAUUGAAGAAGUCGAAAUAACAGCCUUAAUCUGCUUGGUAGACAAAAAAUCAGGAGAAAAAAGUAAGACUCGACCCCGUUUUGUGAAACAAGAUCAAGUAUGCAUUGCUCGCUUAAGGACAGCAGGAACCAUCUGCCUUGAGACCUUUAAAGACUUCCCUCAGAUGGGCCGUUUUACCUUAAGAGAUGAGGGUAAGACCAUUGCAAUUGGGAAAGUUCUGAAACUGGUUCCAGAGAAAGACUAAGCAUUGUCUUGAUGACCCUGCACAAUACUGUGAGGAAAAUUGACUGCAAAAGCCUACUUCACACCGCCUUCUCUUAUUUUCUGCCCAUUGACAAACCUCUCCCCGUAUUUUGCAAAGACAAAAUCCACAGCAAAAGUCCACAUUAUGUCAGCUUUCUCAUAUUGAGAGCUCUGCUAUGCCACUGUUGAAUUUUUCCCAAGAUUUUUUUCUUCCCUUUCAAACUCUGCUUCCUUGGACAGAUUUGGCAAUAGCUUUGUAAGUGAUGUGGACAUAAUUGCCUACAAUAAUGAAAACCUACUAGGAAUUUUUUUAUUUUUCCAUUUUCCCCUUAGGCAUACUUAGUCUCUUUUUUUCCCUAGGCAGAUCAUUCUGAGUGUGCGAGUGUGUGUGCACAUGUUACAAAGACAACUACCAUGUUAAUAAAAUAUUCAAUUUGAAACCCUUUUCGGUAUUUGAAUUGCUUUUGAAUAAUGUUUUUUAUCUGGAUAGAACAUUGUUGCAUUAGCUUUUUAACUUUACCAAGUAAUUGAAUACAUUUUAUUACUUGGACUUUUCUAAGCUCUCCCUUAUCCACUCCUUUAAAUGAGGCAUUUACAAUGUUCAAGUUUGUAUGAAAAGAAAGAACUAGUUUGACCCCUUGUUUUGAUGGUUAAUGCAUACAUACAGUACCUUUAUGCAACUGUGACACUGCUUUACUAGGUCUACCAGUUAUUUCCUGCCAAUUUAUAUUUUAACAUGAUUUCUUAAACAGUAAGUGUUUUUAAAAUACAUGAACUGCAUACUAUAGUUUUUAUAAGUAUAAAGCAUAAUGAAAUCAUACCCCUACAAAAAAUUCCAUUAACUUGUUAAAUUAGUGGAAUUUACAAUAAAGAAAGCAUGCUGAGACCUGGCAAAAAUGCCUCCUUUAGUAUUUAUAAGAGCUGCAUGCAUCUAGUAUGAAAACCAUUAUCAACUGCAAGUGCCAGUUUUACAGAUUACACAGUUUAUUUACUAUUCAUAUCAGUAGUUUUAAAGGUUGGAUGAUCCUUGCUGAUUAAAGCUAAACCUCAUCCAGCAACCAAAUGAACACAUAUUGCGAACCAUCAGAAUCUGCACAGACUAAAGUAACAGUGAUAAGCAGAAUCAAGCACAGUGUGUUUCUCUCAAUUAUUUGAAAUUGACUGUUUUCUUAAAUAUAAAGCUGAAAUUGCUAAAUUAUGAUUUGGAUGAACGACCAUGCAGCAUUGCAUAAGAGUAAAUGAAAAAUGGAAGGGAGAAUUUCUGGGUGUAUUGGAAGGCCCCCCCCCCAAUUUUGAGUGUUGCCAUUUUUCAAAGACUUGGCUUUUUUUAAGAAUCAGUGUAUCUCUAAAUGACAUGUCCCUUCCUUGUAAUCCUCUGCCUCAGAAAAGAAAAGCCUAGUCAGACUUAUUUCCAGUAACAAAACAAGAAUUAGUUUAAUCCUGUUACCUUAACUAUAGAAUUCCCAUUCAUUUCAUGAAUGAGGGUACAUCUUAUGGACAGAACCACAGUUAUUGUCCUGCAGCUUCCUGUAACUAUACUCACGACUAUUAAAAUUGCGUGAAAUUUACAUUUUAUUCUGUCUGCAAAUUUCUGGGCUUUUAAUUUUCUGGGAUAUGUGGGAGCUUUAGUUAGUACAUACAAUUCUUUUUGUACUUCCACAUGAAUAAGCAAAAUACCAGCAAUUGCUUAGAUUUUAAUGAAUCUUUAAAAGCUCAAAAAUCAUUGAAAUUAUUUCCAGAGAUAGAUUUCCAUUUUUAGAUUGAACACAUUUUUUAAAACCAGUUAAUGUUUGCUAUUAAAAUAUUUACACUUUUAGAAUAUGUGCAUGUUGCCAAGACUCAAGUAAAACAGGGAUAUCAACUGUGAAGGGCCUAACCUCUCAAAAAUAAGAGAAUAAAUAUACUUAUGAAAUAAAAAUUUCCAUUGAUUCUUGCACAUUUAUGCAACUAAGAUUAUUUAGAGGGAACUUGUUAAAUUAGCCAACACAAUACAUUUUUUGGUGGGCUUUGAAGUUCUUUGGGAAGAAAGCUCACUUAAAAGUUGAUGCAUUUUAAACUCGUCACACUGCCGCCUUACUUGUCUGGGGAAAUGAAAUGUCUGAAGUGAACUGGCAGUGUGUGGAGUUGUUGGACCUUUAAAAAGAGCAAUACAGAUUCCUACGUUGUCAUUUUGUCUUCUGUUAAGUACAAGUAUGUCUCUAUUACUGACAAUGCAAAAAUAGGGUAAAAUUGGCUUGCAGAUAUAGGCUAUUGAAGACCUAAACAUUCUUUUGUUUUUAGCAUAGAUAAGUUAGAAUCACAAUUUUCUUUGCAUCUUUUUACAUUAAUGAUCUGUAUUAUACAGCUUUCCUGCUAGAUUAUUUAAUUAUAGCUUUUUAAAUUAAUGAAGUGAAUUUAAGAACGAUAUUGAAAUCAACAUCUAAGUAAUUGCCAUUUUAAGCCCCAAUUUCUUGCUGUGGGAGGGGGAAAUAAUCUAGUUGUUUUUACUCUGCAAACAAUUUACUCAGUGGAAAUCUAGGUAAAAUCAAACCAGAAGAGAUGGACUGAGUACAUAAUGCCAUGAAAUUGUGACAAAUAGUAAAGUGUUCUUGAAUAAUUAAGCCCAUGUAUAUUUGUUUCAAAUUGAAAGUCUUGAAAUAUGUGAUAACUGAAUGUAAAAACUGUAAAUUGUAAAAGAAUAGAUUGUUCACUGCAACGGGGGUAAUUCAUACUUGUCUGCUAGUUACAUAAACUACAAGAAUUGCUUUUACAAUAUGGGAUGGACUUUGAACGUAAUGCAGUUGAUCAGUGACUGGCAUCCUCAGCUGAAGUGCUGCAAUGUUUUGACUCAUUUUCAACCAGCUGCAAUUUUGCAACCCAAGAAAAGGGUGAACUUAUGGUCAAAAACUGCUUUCAUGAUGAACUUUUGAAAAUCAACUCAUCUCCCUGGCAAUCUUCUGAAACACUAGUUAUGACUGCAAUUACUCUAUGGUCUUUGAUGGCUGUGCCACAUGACAGCACUCUGGCACCUUUCCUCAUUGGCAUGGACUUCCUCAUGGACCGCUGCUUCAUGGAUGACAGCUUCAUUGCUUUGGGUAGGGAUUUAGAUAGUCAAGGGACAGUUUUUAGUACAGCUCUUAACGUCAGGCAACUUAACUUUAAAAAAUCCUUUGUGAAAAUCCUGGUAACAGUACUAUAUCUCUGAUUGUAGGAUGAUUAAAUGUUCAGUGUUGGCCUAUCUCACCAGAAUAAACUGUGCCAUUAAUCCUCUCACAGACAUACGUAAGGUAGAUUGCAAUCAACAGAAUUUAGCAGAUGAUUUUCUGUCUCCAAAUAAUAUGGCAUAUAUUUCCUCCAGAUAUUGCCAGUGAGUCUAGCAAAUGCCAUCUAAUACAUUUAUGAUUCUUGUUCCUUUUCUCUAGAGAUCUGCCAUGGCAGCAACUUAAUAAAUGUAGUUACACAUGCACAACUCAAAGACUUCGUAGGUUUAAAUUUGGCAGUCGAUUGGUUGUAUUAGAGUUCAUGGUAAAUGGAAUAGGAAGUGUUUUGAUCUUGUAGUUCAGUGGAUUCCAUCUGAACUAAUUUACUGCCAAAUUUCAGGUAGGAUAGAUUUGGUUCAGCUUGUGAUGGUUGUGGCUCUAGGAUAGCCUCGAUUUUCAAUAUCCUAGAACAUAACUAAGUCUUCCCUUCAGUAAAUACACUUCCACGUACCUCUAAUCCUAUGCUUCCUUGAAACACUAAUGUGCAGAGUUGUUUACUAAGAAGUGUUGUUAGGGGCCUGGAGGUGUGGCAGUGUUCUCCAAAAUGAGGGAGAUGUAAACAGGUACCAUGUCUGAUUAGGCAGGAUUUCUUAAGCGAAUGGGUAUUAUCUUUUCUGCCCUGUCACACAUGCCACUGUGCCCUGUAAUACUUAAAAUGGCAACCUCACGUUGGUGAACAGCAGUAGAAGGGCAUUUUGUGCUUCCUGAGGCUCCCCUCGCUCAGCCAGGCACAUUAGCUUAGCGCUUCUGAUGUCAGCCCAAGUCCCUGCUACCUACCUCCUUUCCUGCUGCCCGGGAAGUGUUUGUGCUGGAGCUGUUGCUCCUGUGCUCCUCAGGUGAUCAUCCACAUGCAUUAGGUGAAACUGAGGUCUCAGCCCAAGGGGUCUGAAUUUUAAGGACUUAACCUGGGAUGCUCAGAAAUCGACACACCAUAGUUAACUAGUUUCUUCUCUUUGUUCUAAAAGAAAUGUGGAUCUCUCUCAGGCCAGGAUUUAAUGACUGAUUCUCUCUAGACAGCAGGUUAAUACCCAGCUCUCUUUUUUUUUUUUAAGCAGAAUUAAAGGGAACUGAUUAGGUUUGCUGGGUUUUUAACCUAAUUGCAAAGCACGGCAGAAUGCUCUAGGUAGGAAUUACGGGAAUCCAAGAGAAAGAAACCCUUCUUCUGAUUUGUAGCUACCUACUGUGCCUGACUUGGUGCCUGUGUGAGGAUUAAGCCCUUAGUUUGCUCUUGCAAUUAUUCAAAUGACAAGUUAAUUUGCUUUUGUAAUAACAAUAAAAAUUGUCAUCUUCCCUUUUGAA
Molecule: messenger RNA, 6798 nt
Organism: Sus scrofa (pig)
Lineage: Eukaryota; Metazoa; Chordata; Mammalia; Artiodactyla; Suidae
Gene: GSPT1
Product: G1 to S phase transition 1
Molecular function (GO): GTP binding; GTPase activity
Source: RefSeq, a predicted model, not a curated record